UUAUUGAAUCUUCUUCAUUUUCGAAACGCGUACGCGCCUCUCGUGAAUCUUGUCGAUCAGAUUCUGAAAAUCUCCGAACGAGCUCUUUUAAACGAAUCUACAAUCCUAAACCUGCAUAAUCCAUUCUCCAUUAGAUACCAAAUUCCCUGUUAAUGGCGGCAUACAGAGCUGACGAUGACUACGAUUACCUCUUCAAACUAGUCCUGAUCGGAGACUCUGGUGUCGGUAAAUCUAAUUUACUUUCUAGAUUUGCUAAAAACGAGUUUAAUCUCGAAUCAAAGUCAACGAUUGGCGUUGAAUUCGCCACUAGAAGUAUUCGUGUCGAUGAUAAGAUUGUUAAGGCUCAGAUUUGGGAUACUGCUGGUCAAGAAAGGUACCGCGCAAUUACAAGUGCAUACUACAGAGGAGCUGUUGGAGCAUUACUUGUGUAUGACACGUCACGCCACGUCACCUUUGAGAACGUUGAGCGAUGGCUAAAAGAGCUUCGUGACCACACGGACUCAAACAUUGUGAUCAUGUUAGUUGGAAACAAAGCUGACUUACGCCACUUGCGUGCAGUCCCCACCGAGGAAGCAAAAACAUUUGCUGAAAAAGAGAACACUUAUUUCAUGGAGACAUCGGCUUUGGAGGCUUUGAAUGUUGAAACCGCGUUUACAGAAGUCCUUACACAGAUUUAUCAUGUGGUUAGCCGCAAAGCACUUGAUGCAGCUAAUGAUCCUUCGGAUUUGCCGAAAGGGCAGACCAUUAACGUGGGGUCAAAGGACGAUGUUUCUGCUGUCAAGAAAGUCGGUUGCUGCUCUGCUUAAGGAUGUUUUUUAAGGAUUGAGACAGUUUUGAAUUCUAGUCUUGGAUUAUUGAAGACAAGACAGUGAUUGAACUGAGAAUCAUCUUGUUGGGUCUCAGACUUUGUUAAGUAACAUAUGUGAUUUCUAUAAUAUUCAAGAGACAUGUUUUGAUUUCUAUAAUAUUUUUCUUUCCAAAUCU
Molecule: messenger RNA, 984 nt
Organism: Helianthus annuus (common sunflower)
Lineage: Eukaryota; Viridiplantae; Streptophyta; Magnoliopsida; Asterales; Asteraceae
Product: ras-related protein RABA1f
Exons: 2
Coding region: 153-806 (217 amino acids)
Cellular component (GO): endosome
Molecular function (GO): GTPase activity; GTP binding
Source: RefSeq, a predicted model, not a curated record